This is a messenger RNA of Schistosoma haematobium, 801 nucleotides long. RefSeq lists its product as uncharacterized. The transcript has 5 exons. NCBI's taxonomy places the organism in Eukaryota, Metazoa, Platyhelminthes, Trematoda, Strigeidida, Schistosomatidae. The record is from RefSeq and is a predicted model, not a curated record. Bases 1 to 801 code for a protein of 266 amino acids.
AUGCACUGGUUUGUGCAGACUUUCGUAUUUGGCGAAAUUACCAGGAUGAACAUAGGCGUUCAAAUGGCUCAUCACACAAUUUUCAUCGUUGCAGUGCUGCUUUGUUGUGUCUGUUUGACAGUUUCAUCAAAUGGGAAAGUAUCCGUCAUUGAUCUACCUUACGUUUCCGGAGUAUGGUAUUGGAAACUGCGUUUCUUUUAUCCAGUCAGUGAAAGCGUGGAUGGAAAUGUUGGUGAACUACAGAACUAUACGUUUAUUCCGAAAACAACCUCAUCUUAUGUACAUACAAAUGAAACUAUAAAAUCAGAUAACCAACUAAUUAGUAUUAAUUUGGUUAUGUCCACAGAAGGUUCCAAACUACAGAAAUGUGUUUUGUUGUUAACUGUAGAGCAGGAUGAGGAAUACUUUGCAUGGACAAAUAUGACAUUAAUAUAUCAGUUUGCUGAGCGUUUAUCCACUUUAUCACAAUCUGAAUUACCUAUUUCCGAAGCCAAAAUUUCCACUUCGUCUGAUCAAAAAUUUUUAACUCGUACUGAUGAAGUGUAUGUGUGUGAUACAGAAAUACCAAUUAAAUUUGGUCACAAUGUUGAGAUUAUCUUUAAUUCAAUGACAUUUCAAGCAUUUAAAGCUGAAGAAACAAUUAGACCAGAUCGUUUACGAGAAGUUUGUCCACGUGACUUCAAGAGUAACAUACCAAUUACAGCGUUGACUGGCGUUUCAUUGCUUGUUGUGGUAGUACUUAUUGUUUCAGUAUUUGGAAUAAAUGCUUAUUUGGCUCAUCGUAAACGGAAGCAGCACUAA